CUGGUCUCUGCAGGCCCCGCACCGCACUUGUACUCGUGCUCGCUCGUGUGCGGAGGGCUGUACAUGGUCGUGAUGGAGCUCCUUCCUGGCGAGUCGAUGGAAUAUCUCAUCGAGACACAGAAGAAGAUUUUCCCACGGUCAGUCUUCGAGGACGUCGACGCUGCGAUCAAGAUGUUGCACGCGGAAGGCAUUGUCUUUGGCGACCUCCGGCAGCCGAAUGUGAUGUGCGUGUCCGGGUCGCGUGCGGAAUCGGGCUCUGGGGCGACGGAGCGGCUGCGUGGGAAGCUGACCGACUUUGAUUGGGCGGGCGACGACGGCGACAGCAGGUACCCUGCGACGGUGGACACAAAGAGGUUUGCUGCCGGUGUGGAGUGGAAUGGGGUGAUGCGCAAGGAGCACGACGACGAGAUGCUCGUGAAGUUGCGUGCGGUAUGCGGGCUAUAGUGCCUUUGUAUCCACUCUUUGUCGUUUCUGGCAUU
Phanerochaete carnosa HHB-10118-sp is the source of this 479-nucleotide messenger RNA. RefSeq lists its product as uncharacterized. Gene Ontology annotation, molecular function: protein kinase activity; ATP binding. Bases 73 to 444 code for a protein of 123 amino acids. Gene Ontology annotation, biological process: protein phosphorylation. The transcript has a single exon. The record is from RefSeq and is a predicted model, not a curated record. Lineage: Eukaryota; Fungi; Basidiomycota; Agaricomycetes; Polyporales; Phanerochaetaceae.